Microcebus murinus (gray mouse lemur) is the source of this 4653-nucleotide messenger RNA. It is a transcript of the gene HEPHL1, whose product is annotated as hephaestin like 1. Gene Ontology annotation, biological process: iron ion transport. The record is from RefSeq and is a predicted model, not a curated record. Lineage: Eukaryota; Metazoa; Chordata; Mammalia; Primates; Cheirogaleidae. Gene Ontology annotation, cellular component: plasma membrane. Gene Ontology annotation, molecular function: copper ion binding; ferroxidase activity.
AUGCCUCGGAAGCAGCAGGCUGGCUGCAUCCUCCUCCUCACAUUCCUGGGUCUGGCCCGGCUGGUUGGCACAGUUACCAGAACAUACCACAUCGGGAUUGUGGAAGAAUACUGGAACUAUGUCCCCCAAGGGAAGAACGUUAUCACUGGGAAGAGUUUCACAGAAGACAAACUUGCCACCUUAUUUCUCGAAAGAGGGCCCAACAGGAUAGGCGGCAUUUACAAAAAGGCUGUUUACCGACACUUCACAGAUGAGACCUAUUCCACGGAGAUCCCCAAACCUUCCUGGCUUGGAUUCCUGGGUCCCAUCUUGCGGGCUGAAGUGGGUGAUGUGAUUGUCAUUCACUUAAAGAACUUUGGAUCUCGACCUUAUUCUUUGCACCCACACGGCGUUUUCUACAACAAAGAUUCAGAAGGAGCCCUAUACCCAGAUGGAACGUCCGGAAAAAACAAAAAUGAUGACGUGGUUCCUCCUGGCAAAAACUACACCUACGUCUGGCCGGUGAGAGAAGAAUACGCGCCUGCUCCGGCAGACGCCAACUGCCUGACUUGGGUGUACCAUUCGCACAUCGACGCCCCUAAGGACAUCUGCUCUGGGCUCAUUGGCCCCCUGCUGGUGUGUAAGGAAGGUACCCUAAACAGAUAUUCAGGUACAAGGACUGAUGUGGAUCGAGAGUUCAUUAUAAUGUUUACUCUCGUGGAUGAGAAUCAGAGCUGGUACCUCGAUGAAAAUAUCAAACAUUUCUGCACUGACCCCAAUUCUGUUGACAAAAAAGAUGCUGUUUUCCAGAGGAGUAACAAGAUGCAUGCCCUCAACGGAUACCUCUUUGGAAACUUCCCCGAGCCUGACAUGUGUGUGGGUGAAUCCGUGUCCUGGCACCUCUUUGGAAUGGGGAACGAGAUAGACAUCCACUCCAUCUAUUUUUACGGUAACACCUUCAUCAGCAGAGGACAUCGGACUGAUGUCGUUAACCUGUUCCCGGCCACCUUCCUCACAACAGAAAUGAUAGCCAAGAAUCCCGGGAAGUGGAUGAUAACCUGCCAGGUCAGCGACCACCUACAAGCUGGUAUGCUGGGGCAGUACAAUGUUGGUAACUGCAAAAGUGAUAUUUUUCACCCCAAGAUGAAGGGUCAACAAAGGCGCUACUUUAUAGCAGCUGAAAAAGUUCUUUGGGAUUAUGGUCCUCAAGGCUAUGACAAAUUCAGUGGUCUUCCCCUCAAUGCCUCUGGCAGUGAUUCUGAGCUCUACUUCACACAAGGGAACAACAGAAUAGGAGGAAAAUACUGGAAGGCUCGGUACACUGAAUUUGUUGAUGCAACUUUUACCCAAAGAAAGAGACUCUCUGCUGCAGAAGCCCAUCUUGGAAUUCUUGGCCCAGUCAUCAAGGCAGAGGUGGGGGAUACCCUGUUAGUGACCUUUGCCAACAAAGCUGAUAAGGUCUACAGCGUUUUGCCCCACGGUGUGAUCUAUGACAAAGCGUCUGACGCGGCCCCAAACGUAGACGGAUUUCUGAAACCGGGGGCGCAUGUUAAACCAGGUGAAACCUUCACAUACAGGUGGACGGUGCCUGAGAGCGUAAGCCCUACAGCUGACGACCCACCCUGCUUGACCUAUCUUUACUUCUCGGCAGUUGACCCAAUCAAGGACACAAACUCAGGCCUUGUAGGGCCUUUGCUAGUCUGUAAAAGGGGUGUUCUCAAUGCUGAUGGGACACAGAAAGGAAUAGACAAGGAGUUUUACCUACUGUUCACAGUCUUCGAUGAGAAUCUGAGCAGGUAUUUUGACGAAAACAUUCAGAAGCUUACCUGGCGUCCCUUCAGUGUUGACAAAGAAGAUAAAGAGUUUGUGAAAUCCAACCGAAUGCAUGCUGUUAAUGGCUACAUGUAUGGCAACCAGCCAGGACUAAGCAUGUGCAAAAAGGAUAGAGUUUCCUGGCAUAUGAUUGGAUUGGGCACUGACACCGACAUGCAUGGAAUUUCUUUUCAAGGGAACACCAUCCACCUCCGAGGGACUCACCGCGACUCCCUGGCCCUGUUUCCCCACAUGGCCACAACGGCAUUCAUGCAGCCAGACCAUGCAGGUAUUUUCAGGGUGUUUUGUGCCACCUUGUACCACCUCUUGCGAGGCAUGGGUCAGAUAUAUGAGGUCAACGGCUGUGGCAACAAGGACCCUUCUGAGCAGCCGUACGGGAUGAUAAGAACGUUUUACAUCACCGCUGAAGAGGUAGAAUGGGAUUAUGCCCCUAACAAAAACUGGGAGUUCGAAAAGCUGCCCUUGGACGCAAGAGGGGAAAGACAUGGAGAUAUAUUUAUGAACCACACUGAAAAUUGGAUUGGCUCUCAGUACAAGAAGGUGGUUUACAGGGAAUACACCGAUGGAGAAUUUGUGGAGAUCAAAGCCCGGCCGCCUCGAGAGGAGCACUUAGAACUCCUGGGCCCAAUGAUUCAUGCCGAGGUGGGUGACUCAGUCCUGAUUAUAUUUAAGAACAAAGCCAGGCGGCCCUACUCCAUCUCAGCCCAGGGUGUGGAGGAGAUGGACAUUGGAAAGCAGUUCCAAGUGCCCGUGACGAAGCCAGGAGAAAUAAAAACUUACAGGUGGAAUAUCCCUAAAAGAUCUGGUCCAGGGCCCUCUGAUCCCAACUGUAUUCCAUGGGUUUAUUAUUCCACAGUAAACUUUGUGAAGGACAUGUAUAGUGGUUUGAUGGGUCCUCUGAUUAUAUGUCGAGAAGGAAUAUUGAAUGAAAAGGGAAGAAGAAGCGAUAUUGAUUAUGAAUUUGCUCUAUUGUUUUUGGUAUUUAAUGAGAAUGAAUCCUGGUACCUGGAUGACAAUAUUAAGAAGUAUCUCAAUAAAGAUCCACGAAAUUUUAAGCCCUCUGUCGAUUUUGAGGAGAGCAACAGAAUGCAUGCUAUUAAUGGGAAGAUUUUUGGGAAUCUCCAUGGCCUCAUAAUGAAUGAAGACACAAUGACAAACUGGUAUUUGCUAGGGCUAGGAAGCGAAGUGGACAUCCACACCAUCCAUUACCACGCGGAGAGCUUUCUUUUCAAAAUGGAUAAAUCUUACCGAGAAGAUGUGUACGAUCUUUUCCCCAUGACAUUCCAAACCAUCGAACUGUUUGCAGAUCACCCAGGGACAUGGCUGCUACACUGUCAUGUGUCAGACCACAUCCAUGCUGGCAUGGAGACAACCUACACAGUCCUCCGGAACAUAGACAACAGGGUUCCCUACUCCACCACGUCCGCUUCAGGAGGGGCAUCCCACCCGGCCACGGCCACGGCCACGGUGCCCUCCGAUGAACAACCCGGCAAGGAGAAUCUCUAUUUCUUUGGCAAGAGUCUGGGUCCAAGAGGAGCCAAGGCAGCCUUGGUCAUCCUUUUCAUCAUCGGACUCCUCCUCCUGAUCGCCACUGUGAUUCUCUCCCUCAGACUCCACUCUGCGAGGAAGCAGAUGGUUUACCAGGAAGUCCAGUCCUGCGCACUCCCCACGGAUGCUCUGUGAACCAUCUGGUCUUGCUGGGCAGGGAGGGGCGAGGCCCCACAGCUGGCAGGCCGGAUGGCGGCCAGCAGGGAAACAGGACCAAGGCAUCGUUCACCAAGGAAGGUUGACACUGUAUCCUGGAUCAGGCUUCUGAUCCUCUGGAACAUCAUCCAAAGCAAUUUGCUUUUGUUUACUUAUUUUUAAAUGGACUGUGAAUAAUCCUCAGGUACAAAAGACAGAAAAAAAGAGCAUAGGUAUGACACAGAAGUGCCAACUCUUAGUCUGUUCUUGAGAUGAAUUUGCUUAAGUGGGAGACUCUCUGAAAGAUACCUUUAUAUUUCCAUCUUUCAUAGUUAUAAAACAGUGCUUCAUUAGCUAACUGUCAAAGUCGCUAGAUGAACAACUUCUAGAGGGAGUUACAGUGCUUCAGAUAUCUAUCUGCAAGGGCACUGAUUUUUCAACACCGUUCCAUAAGAUGUUUAUUGUAGUUUUUUUGGUUUUCUUUUGGUUUUUUUUUUUUUUUUUUUUUUUUACAGGGAAACUGUCUUUCUGAGUUUCUGGACCUGAAUCUUGAGUCUGAUUUUUCAUUCAGUUCAUGUCAAUGUCUAAGUCAGUAUCUGCUGAUAGAAUUGGACCAAAUGUAUUUUGGGGGGAGCUUUAACCAGUUCUCCUGGACUUAUUCCCUUUAAUAUAAAUAGCCUGUGCACUGAUUGUUAUAAACAGCAAAGUUAUAAGCUUUUUAAAAAUUUGCUGCUCUUUUUAUGCAAACCUACAGAAAUACAUCAAUGUUUACAACUCACUUCAUGUUAUAUAUUUCUAUGAUACGUUUCCAUGGCAAUGCUUAUAUUUUAAAAAAUCAACUAGAGAAUUUGUAUUUAUAUUUCAGACUGUGAGAGGGUUGGGAUUUGUGAAAGAGCAGGCUAGGUUCUCCCACUGUGAGUCAGAGACUCCCUGGGAUUUUAGUGUAAGCUCUCACUAAGGGAGGGAAACUUUGCAGGAGGCAAGUCUGGGCUUGAAUUAAUUUUUCUUCUUCUUCUUUUUUUUUUUUUUUGAGACAGAGUUUCACUCUGCUGCCCAGACUACAGUGGAGUUAUCACUGUACUCUAGGUCACUGCACCCUCUAACUCUUGGGCUCAAGCUCCUCCUGCCUCAGUUUCUGGAGUGUCUGGGACUACAGGU